UGUGCUCGGCACCGGCCUCCGGGACGCGUCUCACUCUCCGUCCGGGAUGGAGACAGACGCCUCAGCGCCGGACCCAUCCCGGCAGUGCAACGGGUUCUCGGGCGCGCUGUACGGAGAGUUCACCGACACUCUCCACGAAGGGGUGCGCUACUCGGUGAGCCUGACGGAGAGCGCCCUGACCGUCCAGAGGAUCUCCUCGUCUCCCGACCGGACGAAGGCGGUGUUCAACUUGAGCGACUGCAUCGGCUCUCGGGCGUAUAAAGGGCCAGACGGCGCGGACGUCGGCGCGUACUUCGCGGCUUAUUUCUACCCGUUCAAGAGACGCUGGAUGAGCACCGGAGUGGCCCGGCAGAGGGUGGAGCAGUGCUUUCGGGUCGCCCUAGUGCAGGACCCGCUCGUCAACCUCCGGGAGGCUGAAAGAUGGGCUCAUGCCAUCAGAGAUGCCUCGGUGCUGCAGGCUCCUCGGAGAGACGGUGUGAUGUACACGGAGCUGAAAAGGCCUUGCAGAACCAUGAUCCUGGUGAACCCCCACAGCGGACGGGGACAGGCCCUCCAGCUGUUCACUGGCCACAUACAGGCCAUGCUCACCGAGGCCUCCGUUCCCUACGAACUCGUCAAAACAGAGCACCAGAACCACGCGCGGGAGCUGGUGAGGAACGCCGACCUGACGCAGUGGGACGCGCUGGUUAUCAUGUCUGGUGACGGCCUGCUGUUUGAGGUGAUAAAUGGGCUGAUGGAGCGGGAUGACUGGCAACAGGCCAUCCAGACUCCUCUGGGGAUGCUACCAGGUGGCUCUGGCAAUGCCCUGGCCGCAUCCAUCCACCACUACUCGCAAUCGCCUCCUGCCUGGAACGAGGAGCUGCUCCUGAGCUGCGGCUUCAUGCUGUGCAAAGGUCUGGUUGGUUCUCUUGACUUGGUGUCGGUCCAUUUGGCCUCCAGUCAGCGCCUCUUCUCCUUCCUCUCCUUGGCUUGGGGCUUUGUGGCAGAUGUGGAUAUCGAGAGCGAGAAGUAUCGUCACGUUGGAGCUAUCCGCUUCCUAAUGGGCACCCUGGUGCGUCUGGCCUCACUCAGAGUAUAUCAGGGCAGGUUAGCAUACCUGCCAGCUAAAGAGGUACCAAAAGCUCCAAACGAAAGGGUGAGGGCGACCCGUCCUCCGUUCACACCUCAGCAGCCGUCUCUCUGUUCAUCCCUUCCUUGUCAUCUCGUCCCCAAAGCUUCGCCAAAGCAGAGCUCUCUGAAAAACUGCGUUGACACGAACCUGAACCAAAACUCCAUCACCAACUCCUCCAACGUCAUUACCAACAUGAGGCCCGAGACGCGUGGCAACAAUAAGACUCUGUCACCUAUGGAUUCUCUCCUCCCCAGCCUGGACCAGCCGGUCCCUGAAAACUGGACGGUGGUCAAUGAGGAAGACUUUGUUCUUGUGCUGGCUAUUUACCAGUCCCACCUAGCGGAGGAUCUGUGGACAGUGCCGGGAGCGAUGGCGGAUGACGGGCUGAUUCAUCUGUUUUACGUGACAGCGGGAAUAUCCCGGCCCGCCCUCUUGCGUCUCUUCCUCGCCAUGGAGAGGGGUUCCCAUUUAGCCUGCGGUUGCCCCCACCUUGUGUACGAAAAGGUGAGGGCCCUGCGGUUAGAGCCCAUCUCACAACAGGGCAUGAUCACCGUGGACGGAGAGGUGGUGGAAUACGGCCCCAUCCAGGCUCAGGUGCACCCCAGAAUGGCGAGGCUGAUAUGCGGAUGAACUCGUGCUUUACUUUAUAGCUCUAGUUUGGCCUUUUAUACUCAUCGUCGGAUUUGUUAAAUGUGCUGUCUUCUCAGAAGUGCCAAAGACAAUUGAUCAGCCUUUGGAAAUUCCUUUAUUUUUCUACAGAGACAACCUGUCCUAUUUUUAAGGACUUCUCGUCCUCUCUCAAUGUUAGAUUCAGGGUCAAAGCCAUGGAGGAUUGUUCUUACUUCUGGCUGGUCCAGGCUUAGAGAAAUGAGGUGGAAAUGUAUGUGGACAAAAUAAAAGUCAGAUCUUUAUGCAUUUUUGUGCAUACCCAAAUGUGUGUAUAUGAGGGGCUUUGGAAGUUCAGUGGCAGCACAUUGCACUCUGCUUGUCGACCCUUAUAAGCAUGGCACAUGUGAAGAGAAGCACGAUUUUCCUUCCCUGGGAGACUCCUGGAGAAACCCUGCCGCUUGCCCCGCUGUACUUCUACAGGCCUUCAAUCCCCUCGCCCGGCCGCCGCCACCCGACAACACUGCCUGCCCUCCAGGUUUGUAAGAAAAUUGAGGAGAUAAAAAAAAAAAAAAUCCCCCUGGGGAUUUAGCUGUGACAGAUCUUUAAUCUUCGCUUAGUUUACAUGAAAAGAAACUUUAGAUUUGCUCAUGUUAGAGCCCCACCUUUUCCUUCCCACCGAACAGAUUUUACCAGCUUACGCUACACCUUUACCACCGUCUUCUCCAUUUCCCGUACCGUUUCAUCUCCAGCCACAUCAUUAAGUUGUAGGAAUCGCCUCCACUCACACACUUUCUUCUCCCCCCACCUCUUCUUCCCCUCAGAUCCUCACAUACACACACAUUCCCUUGCAUCUCUGCAGCACUUAGCGAGGGGGAGGGGCGCGAUCUGCUACUGUGCAUAUGAUCCCCUCUCUUUAAGAUUGUACUCUCGCUCCUCACCAAUGGCUAACGAACCAUCAGCACCUAAUGUGUCCUUAAUAUGAGGGUUUAGAUUGGCUAAAGCACGCUAAAUAGAAAGUCGCCGUUUUUUUUUAAGCACAUGAAAGCUCUUAGGUGGGUUUUCAAGCGGAUAUUAGGUUGGUCAAAGCACACUCGAGUGGAUAAAGUGCAGUUUCAGACGGGCCCUGUUAGAGUUGCAUAUUGAGAGGCGUGUGAUCGAUGGAAGCCGGAGGGUGGCAGGUGUUUUGCUCGUCCGCGUGGCCUCCUCAGUGGCCGUCGGCGCUGUGGAGCAAUUAGUGCACUGGAGCGGACCAGAGUGCAAAUGUUAGCAUUAUCAUCACCUUCCUUCGUUCACACACUCAGACACCAGUUUACCUCAGGCUACAGCACAACUGUGCAUCUGCAACGUGUGCAGUUGAGGUGUAUCAGACCGUUUUAGCAGGUCUUCCUUUAACUGUUAUAUUCUCAAAAUGAAAUACUGGCCAAACUGAUGAAAAUAAUGUCCUUUCCUAUGCUGACAGGAAAGAAAAUAUGACACUUUUGACUGUUCACUGGCUAGCGGGGGAACCACAAAGUGCUGAUUUCUAAAAUUUGUUUCAGGGCAUCUGUCAUUUUGAGCAAGAGGAAGGUGAUGCAGUCAGCUGAUAGCCCACUUAAAUCUUCAGCUGUUUUCAUCUGGAGCUGGUGGAAGACAAAAUACUCAUAAGGGACCGCCAGCAGGAGAAGCUGGUUAGGUCUUGCUGACUGCUGAUACAGUGAAGAAUUCAUAUGCCUUGGACUUUUUCACACUACAGCCCAAAAAUUUUGAAGUGUUUUUUUUUACAUGAUUGAAAGGAGAGCAUAUUUGUAAAGUGGAUGGAUAAGGAUACGCAGUUUUCAGUUUGCGCUACAAAUAUAUAUAUCUUUCAUUUCCAUAUGCUUGUUGGAAAUUGACUGCUGUCAAUAACAAGAAAAACCAAAAAACCCUUUUGGUAUUGACAGCAGUAUGUCUCCUCUAAUUUUACACAUCUAUAGAAUUGGGGCUUGUGUGUUUAGAGUGAUGUGCAGUAUCAGGUUUUCAGGUUGACCAAAGAGUGAAAAUUAUAGUGUUGUUUGACCCGAACACCGUCCUCCCCAGGAUGACUGUUUAAUAAUUAAGUGGCAUGUGAAGAGAAUAGUCGCACUCAGAGUAAUAGAGCUGAUGAAUAACUAAAAUUGACUACAGGUUUCUCUACAAAAAAAAAAGAAGGUUUUCAGAUGGAUCGACACUGCAGAUCAAUCCGAGAAGGACUCUGAUGCUGUGCCACCUUUGAUAAUUCAGAGUCCUUAGCACUUAGACAUUAGCAAACAUGAAUGUGAAUUUAUCAUGUUCCUCGACUAGAUUUUCUAAACUUCAUACGACUGUGGAGAUACAGUCUCGAAAAGUAAAUUAUAGUUUGUGAAACGUAGUUUUUUUUCUAAUUUACUUUAAGCUAACUUUUGGGACGAUUGUGAAGGGAGUGUGUUAUUUUCAAAAGAUGACGUCGUGUGAGUCGUCACUUCGGUCGUUUUUGCGAGCAUUUCUUUUGUUACCGGAGGUUUUACUUCCUCAUCGUUGUUUUAUCAUGUAAACUGUGAGUUAAAUUGGUUCAUAAAGUCAGUUAUUAUUACUUUUCAGGCAUAGUGAGCAAGUGACUGUGCCUUGUGUUAUACAAUAUAUCUCCUGCCUGCUAAUGAAGCCCACCAAUGCGAGCAAAGUUGCUUUUUAAUAUUUCAGAUCAAUCAAAAGACUGUGAUCUAUUAUGCCCAUCUAAGCUGAAACUAAGCUAAGUUUUUUUAUUUUUUUUUAAUUAGCAUUUUCCUGAGUUUUUGCAGAACUAAGCAGAAGCUGAGCCGUCCCUUUAGAUUUAGGUUUUACCAGAACUUCAAAACCAGCCUGGACGCAGUUUUCCUAAAGGUGGGUUUUUCCAACUGAGUAACAUGAGAACAGCUGUCCUGGCUUCUAGAGAAAAUGUCAUGGUCCUAACAGCACUGAUUGACAAAAGGGAGUUUGAAACAGCUACUUUUCUAGCUUCCUGAGCAGCCAGCUGUGCUGAAGCAGUAAUACUAGCUUGCCUAUAGGGUCGAGUUGUGUUAUAUUUUGGAUUCUGCUUCAGCCAACAGCAUUUUUGUUUUCUGCAUCUAAAAGAUUUUUCACAAAUUACCUCUAUUUCUUUUGUCUAUUUCUGUUGUUUUUAAAAUGUGACUUUCUGUGACAGAAAGACCCUAAAAAUAAAAAUCUCCUCUUUAUUUUACUGUAUUAAAUUUUCAUGUUUCCGUCCAGCUGCUGUCACAAUGUCUCACAAAUUGGGGCACCGACAUGAAUAGCCUGGUUUGAAUAGUGUGCAUGUGUGGGGAUCACAGAUGGGGAAUCCACAGUGUUCGAUUAAACAAGACAUGUUAAGUUUUUUUAUUUAUGUUUUUAUUAUUAUUAUUAUUAUUAUUUGCUGUGCGUGUCACUAUCUCAAUUUAAUUAAUUUGUUCUAGGUUUAAGAACCAACUUGCCCGUGGGGGGAAUUUCAAUCUUCUAGCCAAAGUGCAUCCAAAAUUUAUUCACAGUGCUUCACUUCCAACCGCUUUGAUCAUUUUCCGAUACUAGUAGAUGUCAAUAACUUUGGUCCAUGUUUGUCUGAAUUCCUUUAGUUGGGGACGAUGUGUUGCUUAAGAUUUCUUAGCCUACUUCAUGUUGUCAGAUUAGUCCUUUUUAUGGGAUUUGUUGAUUGUAAUGAUUUGGAAGCAAGCGAUGUGAGUUAAACUUAGCUUUCAAAUAACUGACUAAAGUUACUUUAAAAAGUAUAAUCUAUUGUGUGCUUGUAUCUGAUUUUGAGGUAUAUAAGCUGCACUUAUCAGAAAGUAGGUCAUGCUUACAGUUUUACUUUGGGUUUCAAGUUUCCUUCAUCCUGAGAUGAACAAAUCUUUAACUGCGCAUGCAGAGUGUUUGAACAGUGUUACAAUAGACUGGCUAGUGUUAUUUUGGGGUCACUGUCAUUGCACAAAGGCGAAAAUAUGCAAUUUUGUGACAGGUCCAGAAAAUAUGUGACAACUUGACUUGGCUGGUGAUCAAAUUGUGCUUCAUACGGUGUUAAACAUAAAGGCAAUUCUAAAAGAUUAUUUACCAAAGUACUACUUCUCCUUACACCCUUUAAAUGAAAAGUAAAUAGCCGGUAGUGUGAUGGGAGUGCUAAGUUAUGAAGUUGCCCAGGCAGCACUUUUUCUCCCACUAAUUAGUUGUUAGACGCUCACUUUUUCAUUAGCAACUUUAGCUCCAAAAUUACCCUUUCUGCAUAUUUAUUAAAUUAUAUUAUUAAAUAUAUAGCUUAAAUUAAGAAUACCUUUUUAUACAUUAUUCAGUUCAAGAUUUUGGCGAGCUCAGGCAUUACAUUUCUAGCCCCGGUGUUUAUGUUUCAAAGUUCAUCGUGGGUUUUACCGAGAGUCAGCAUCUCGAAAACUCCCUCUCCUUUAAAUAACCGGAGAAAGUCCUUGGAAUGUCCUUGAAGGCGGAUAUAAUACAUCUCUCUUCCAUGUCUUGGUUUUACAUUCGCCAGGUCGUUGUUCGUACUGCACAGCAGUCCUGGUCACAGCCCAUGCCCAACAUAUUGCAUCCUCCAUCAUUACUGAGUUACCAGGCUGCCUGGAAUGCAUAUCCUGUCCCAUCCUGUCCUGCCCUGACCUGAAAUUCCAGCUUCUCUCUUUAUCAUCUGCUCUAUUAAGUCAAGAUGAGCUAUGCAAAUGCCUUGUCAUUGUGGCGGAUUUUUGAAGUAAGAGCUCCCUCUGCUGGCCCGUGGGAGAACAUACAGCGAACGGUUCUAUCUUGGAAAAUUUGCUCCGUCUGUUACACAACAUGGUCUCCCCAUCCUGCCACCUGUUCCCUCCUGUUUUAUACUCAGAUGCAGAUUAUUCUCUUACCACAGAAGCUCAGCAGCAAAAGACUUGAAGUUUAUCUUUGAUGACAUCCAGCUUAUUGUAUCCUUCAGAAAUUACUUGAUUCUUGUUAAUAAUGAACAUGAAAACGGUGUGUGGCAUUAGACUACUGUUAAUUUAUGGUUCUAAACUGUUCAGUUCCACUGACUGUUGUUUUUUUUUGUUUGUUUGUUUUUUUACACAAAUGUUAAUACCCUUUGUUAUUUCUUUAUUGAUUUAAGUAAAUAACAUACAAAACUCAAUUAUGUUUUUAUUAAAAUUGUAACACUUAAAAAUCUUUUUGUACCAUGUAUAUCUUCAGCUUGAAAUCUUUUUCUAAAAGUCAUGUUUUGCUCUAGAGUUCACUGCUGUCAUAAGCCUGAAAUAUGCGCACAUUUUCUGAAAGGUGUGUAGUGACGACUUAUAGUUUUUUAUGUGCAAGUAGAAGCUGAUGUUCAGCGCAGUAGGUUGAUGGUUUCGUGGAAUCAGUCAUGUGGUUUUGUGUUAGAAGCCAAAAAGAGCGUGGGUCUGUCUAGUGAAUCGUGUGCCACCUGUUUGCAGCUUCUUCUUCUUCUUCUUGUUUUUUUUUCUUCUUCUUUGGAUUAGGUGGAAAUAAGAGGAAGGAGUUCCAGUGCCUUAGACUUUACACAAGACAGCAGUUACAUCAUACACAGAUUUAAAGACUUUGAAUUGCACACAAUGUGAUACAAACUCCAAGCAGUGUGUUUGCGCGUGUGCGUACGUGUGAUUUGGAUUGAUGUCCAGCCACACAUCAUGUUCUUUUGUUUCCUGUAAGUUUUUAUAUCUUUUUUUUUAAAGAUAAAUAAAAAAAAUGUAAAAGA
Messenger RNA from Poeciliopsis prolifica (blackstripe livebearer), 7397 nucleotides. RefSeq names its product sphingosine kinase 1. The transcript is spliced from 5 exons. Gene Ontology annotation, cellular component: intracellular membrane-bounded organelle; membrane; cytoplasm. Bases 47 to 1741 code for a protein of 564 amino acids. Lineage: Eukaryota; Metazoa; Chordata; Actinopteri; Cyprinodontiformes; Poeciliidae. Gene Ontology annotation, biological process: cellular response to growth factor stimulus; negative regulation of apoptotic process; sphingosine biosynthetic process. The record is from RefSeq and is a predicted model, not a curated record.